UGUAGUUGGGCGUGUCGCGUAGUGCCAAGGCGUUGUUUCGCAUUUCUCCUCGAUUGUCAUUUCCUAUCGCCUAGCAUGAGAGGAUUGCGACUCGUUGAGAAUUGUUUCAACGAUUCUACAUCAAUAGAUUUCUCAAAGAGCGUCGAAAAGCGACGAUCCAGCGCCCAGAGUGCCGCCCGACCACAAUGGACGACGCUACUCUCUUCGGACGACGUUCCUCACGAAUUUAGAGAGUUAUACAUUACGCAGGGAUAUCGUCCUCCUGGAUUGUCGUUUCGAGAUUGCGCGAGGAGUCUUUUCCAGUGGCACAACGAGACAUCAAAUGUGUGGACGCACGUCGGUGUCACUUCCGUCUAUUUUCUCAUCCUAGGAUACCUUCAAACGACCCGUACAGUCGAUUUCCUCGUGGAUUCGUACGCUCUGCCUCUGUUGGCGGUGAUUCUUGGCUCGGCCGUAUGCACGUUGAUGAGCUGUGUGGCUCACUUGUUCAACUGUAUGUCAAUGGACGUCAGGCACGUCUGUUUCUACUUCGACUAUGCUGGAGUGACGAUGCUCGGUCUGACGACAUCGAUCGGUUACUAUUAUUAUUCUCGUCUCAGAGGAUUGGGAUUCACUGAUAGUCCAAGUUCGUACUUGGGGCUGUUGGUGGUCACGUGUUCGGUAGCUUGCUACUUGGCAUGCGCAUCAAGGCAUCAGUGGAAGAGAGCGCGCUAUGUGGUGAGGAUGAUAGCGUUCUCUGUCCCGUAUGCGAUCAGUCUGACUCCACUGUUUCAAAGGAUGUUGUAUGUGAAGGAAUGGGAGCCCGUUUUGUCUAUGUAUCUUUUGCAUAUUCCAUUCGUAGUCGGCGGGUCGAUAAUUAAUGCGUUGAAACUUCCGGAAAGAUUGCAACCUGGUAUGUUUAACUACAACGGACAUAGUCAUUGCCUUAUGCACGUUCUGUGUGGAAUUGGUACGUUUAUACAAAUCGCUGCUAUGGCGAUGGACAUGAAGGCAAAACGAGACGUCCUCGUUCAGGAGCCAAGUUUAACAGUUUCGAAAGUGUUCGGCCCUAUUGCAACAUUACUCCUAGUACAAGCUCUCAUUAUUAGGUAUUUCUGUUACAAGCUUUUGGGGUCACGUAGAGAGAAAGCGGAUCGUCAAGAAAUAAUUCAGAACGAGAAGAAUGAUUACUAUGCGGGGGUGAGUUCGUUGGGACUGACGGUGGCGGUCGGAUAUUAUUAUUAUUCUCGACCAAUCAGGUUCGGUUGCUAUGAGCAACCAACAAUCUAUUUUGGUGCUACAAUCCUGUCAUGCGCAGUUGGGUGUUACUUGACCUGUGGGACUCGACUACAGUGGACUCAGAUGCCGCAUCAGUUUCGACUGGCUGGCUUUGCUGUGCCCUACUUCGUGAGUAUGACUCCACUGGUACAGAGGAUGGUCUAUGAGACUCAUUGGGAGCCUGUGUGUUCACUCCAUUUGCUGCAUAUCGGAUUCACAGUUGUCGGGUCGUUUAUCUAUGGUGUGAAGAUACCAGAGAGAUUUGUACCUAACUUAUUUGACUACAAUUUUCACAGUCACUGUCUCAUGCAUAUUCUGACGGGCAUCGGUGCACUUAUACAAAUGUAUGCUACGUUUGUCGACAUGAAGAUGAGAAGGCAUCUUCUUCUACGUGGAGACGAUCUGACUGUGUUUGAUGUGUUUUGGCCUGUUGGUGUGAUAUCAACGAUUCAGAUUUUUAUUGUUGGGCUCUACUGCUACAAGUUGGUGAAAUUACGACGACGAGAGACAGAGAAUAUGAAAUUAGAAUGAGAGAAGAAUUAUUGAUCAAAGACAAGCUAGUACAACACAUUCUAAUACUCGAGUAUCAAAAUCUGCACCAGGUCUGCACAGCAGCCAGUCAUAAUACUGUACUGUCAGAUACAUCUUGUCAAAACUCUCAAUCACUAUCAACUAUCGGUCCAGGCUUGUGAUUUUUCAUGUAUCUUCUGCAAACAUACAAACGACACAUGACCACAUAUGUACCAUGACAAGAAUGCAAAUAGAAUUGAUUUUUAAUACCAAAAUUGAUUGUGCAGCAAUGAUUGAGUUGUGCACUCAUUACCACUUGAAAAA
Molecule: messenger RNA, 2091 nt
Organism: Corticium candelabrum
Lineage: Eukaryota; Metazoa; Porifera; Homoscleromorpha; Homosclerophorida; Plakinidae
Product: membrane progestin receptor gamma-like
Exons: 2
Coding region: 76-1788 (570 amino acids)
Cellular component (GO): membrane
Molecular function (GO): signaling receptor activity
Source: RefSeq, a predicted model, not a curated record